Molecule: messenger RNA, 3126 nt
Organism: Mobula hypostoma (lesser devil ray)
Lineage: Eukaryota; Metazoa; Chordata; Chondrichthyes; Myliobatiformes; Myliobatidae
Product: titin-like
Exons: 10
Coding region: 143-2851 (902 amino acids)
Source: RefSeq, a predicted model, not a curated record
CGCCUGAUUUUCAGAGCCUCCAAGUUUCAUAGAAAAGCCUAUAGACCAGGAAAGCUUACCUGGUUCAUCAGUGCAGUUUAGAAGUGUUGUGAAAGGAACUGCUCCACUAACUAUAAAAUGGCUGAAGGAUGGCAGGGAACUGAUGUCUGGAGCUGAUUAUUUUAUUUUAAAUGAAAGCACAACAAGUUUACUUGAGCUGUUUUCAGCCAAAGUUUCUGAUUCUGGUGACUACAUUUGUGAAGUCGCCAACAAAGCUGGCAGUGCCUCUUGUGCGGCAAGACUCUUUAUAAAAGAGCCUCCAUAUUUUAUUAAGAAAUUAGAUCCAACAGCAAUAUUUAAAAAAGGAGACACAGCAAUUUUUGAGUGUAAAGUAACUGGCACACCAGAAAUCAAAGUCUCUUGGUUCAAGAACUAUCGUGAAAUUAGUUUUGAUGAAAAAUACAAAAUGACAUUUGUUGAUUCAGUGGCAAUCUUAGAGAUUGCUAAUGUAAUCUUGGAUGACAGUGGCAAUUAUUCUUGUAAAGCCCAAAAUGAAGCUGGCAGUGAAUCUUGCGACAUUAUGGUCACAGUUAAAGAACCUCCAACAUUUAUGAAGAUACUUGAACCUGCUGAGGUAGUUAAAUCUAGUGAUGUUACUCUUGAAUGUGAGGUGGCUGGUACAGCUCCCUUUGAAGUUUUGUGGUAUAAGGACAAUAAGCAACUUCGUCGCAGUAAAAAGUACAAAAUGAUCUCUGACAUUUCUUUAGUCAGUCUUUGCAUUCUUACAUCUGAUAGCUCAGAUGUUGGUGAAUACGUGUGUGUGGUCAAAAAUGAUGUGGGAAGUUGUUCCUGCAGUUCUACCGUCAAACUGAAAGAGCGACCAACCUUCUUACAAACAAUAGAAAAUGCAACCGUAUUUUCCGGAAAUCCAGCUGUGUUUCAGUGUGUUGUAAAAGGCUCAGGACCUAUUACUACAAGUUGGAAAAAAGAUGACAAACAUGUCCGCGAAGCUGAAAAUAUAAAAAUUUCCUUUGAAAACAAUAUUGCUACAUUACAGAUCAUUAAUGCUGAGGAAAAUCACAGUGGAAAUUAUAUUUGUCAGGCAAAGAAUGAUGCGGGAACAGCAAAAUGCUUUGCUACUUUGGUUGUAAUGGAACCAGCAAAUAUUAUAGAAAAAUCUGAACCACUCACAGUGACUUCAGGAAACCCAGCCAUUUUGGAAUGUACUGUAGCUGGUACACCAGUAUUAAAUGUUGCAUGGUUCAAAAGUGGAAAGCAACUGGAAUCAAACAGAAGAUAUAAAUUGAGUUUUGCAAAUAAGAUAGCCAGGUUAAAAAUUUUGUCUGCUGAACCCGAUGACAGUGGAAAUUAUGCCUUUAAAGUCCAGAAUGAGUUUGGGGCUAACAGCUGUGAUAUUCAUUUAACUGUAUUAGAGCAAAUUAUUCCUCCGUUGUUGACAAGGAAGUUAAAGGAAAUGGGCAGUACUUUAGGAUCUUUUGUGCGAAUGGAAUUCAAAGUUUCUGGUUCUAUUCCAAUGAGCAUUACUUGGUAUAAAGAGGACAAAGAAAUAUCAGCUAGCGACAAAUAUAAGAUGUUAUUCCAAGAGAACACAGUCUCCUUAGAAAUCAAUGAGCUAGACUUUUCAGAUGCUGGAAUUUACACUUGCAAAGCAGCAAAUUCAGCAGGAAAGGAUGAAUGCAGUGCUGUCUUAAGUGUAAAAGAACCCCCAAGCUUUACAGAUAAAGUAAUGUCCCAGGAUGUUGUACUCGGUUCUACGGUGCAAUUUAAGGGUGUUGUGAAAGGAAGUACACCAUUAUCUACAAAAUGGUUCAAAGGGGACAGAGAAUUGAUGCAUGGUGUGGCAUAUUCUAUUUGGAAUGAUGGCUCGACAUAUUUUCUAGAUUUGCUCUCAGCUAAGAUAUCUGAUGCGGGUAGUUAUACCUGCCAAGUUAGCAAUGAUGUUGGUACAGAUGCCUGUUCUGCAGAACUAUUUGUUAAAGAACCCCCUACUUUCAUUAAGAAGUUGAAUUCUUCAACAAUAUUGAAAAAAGGCAUCUCAGCACGCUUUGAGUGCAUUGUUACUGGAACGCCUGAAAUCAAAGUCUCUUGGUAUAAAAAUUGUGCUGAAGUUGUUGCCAGUGACAAAUAUAUAAUAUCAUUUGAUGGUUCUGUGGCAGUUCUUGAGAUUAUUGAUAUGGUUGUCGAGGACAGUAUGUGCUAUGUUUGUGAGAUUCGAAAUGAAGCUGGCAGUGACAGCUGCAGCACAGAAGUUGAAGUUAAAGAACCUCCCAGUUUCAGAAGGAAACUUGAAUCUGCUGAGGUUAUAAGAAGUAGUGGUCUUACUCUUGAAUGUGAGGUGGCUGGUGCAGGUCCAUUUGAUGUUAUGUGGUUUAAGGACAAUAAAAAGAUCCCACCAAGUGAAAAAUACAAGAUGAUCACAAAGAAUGUUUUAAUUAGCCUUCACAUCUUGAAGGUGGAUAUUCCACUUGUUGGUGAAUAUAAAUGCACAGUAACAAAUGAGGUGGGAAGCUGCUCCUGCAGUUGCAUUGUCAGUUUAAAAGAACCUCCAUCAUUUAUAAAGAAGAUUGAAAAUAUUACAACAUUUGUUGGAAAUUCAACUUGUUUUCAGUGCCUUGUAACAGGCUCAGAGCCUCUAUCUAUAAGUUGGAUGAAAGAUAAUGUCAAUAUCAAAGAAGAUGAAAAUAUAUCAAUUUCCUUUGAAAACAAUCUUGCUGUGCUAACAUUUGCGGCAGUUGAAGCAAAAGACGGUGGGAAAUACAUCUGUCAGGCCAAAAAUGAUGCAGGGGUUGAGAAGUCUUUUGCCACAUUGAUAGUAACAGGUUGGUUGGGAAUAUUAAAUAUAAUUAGCUGACAUAUAAACACAAAUUAUUUCUGUUCAAAAUUAUUUAUCAGUUUAGCGUGAAAAAGAAGGUGGUGUUAUAUUGAAUGUACUGACAUCACUCAGAAUAAUAUUUUCUUUUAACAGAGCCUGCAAAAAUUGUUGAGGCAGCAAAAUCAUGCAACGUAACUGUAAAAAAUCCAGCAGUUUUGGAAUGUAUUGUAGCAGGCACACCAGACCUAAAGGUUAAGUGGUUUAAAGACAGAAUGGAGCUCACAUCCAGCGGAAAGUAUAAAUUGACUUUUGAG